Molecule: messenger RNA, 1195 nt
Organism: Nymphaea colorata (pocket water lily)
Lineage: Eukaryota; Viridiplantae; Streptophyta; Magnoliopsida; Nymphaeales; Nymphaeaceae
Product: vesicle-associated protein 2-1
Exons: 9
Coding region: 207-929 (240 amino acids)
Biological process (GO): endoplasmic reticulum membrane organization
Cellular component (GO): endoplasmic reticulum membrane; plasma membrane
Source: RefSeq, a predicted model, not a curated record
UCCUCAGGGGAAGAAAAAUUGAAAGAGAGUUCACCUUUUUUUCUCCUUAGAGAAAGAGAGGAGUCCUUCCUUUUUAAGGGUUCGAGUGCGAGGAGUGGCCGUGAAUUCCGAAGCUGACCGCCGAAACGGGGGGGCGCUCCUCUUUUCCCUUACCUGAGCGGCGUCGUCUUUUUCUCCUUCUUCGGUUUUGACGCGCUUCUUCAGCUAUGGGAAGCCAGAUGGUCUCGAUUUUCCCCGAAGAGCUUAGCUUUGCAUUUGAGCUGGACAAGCAGAGCUAUUGCAAUCUAAAGCUAGUAAACAACAGUGAACAUUAUGUUGCUUUUAAGAUCAAGACAACUGCCCCAAAAAAGUACUUUGUGCGUCCCAAUACUGGUGUAAUACAACCAUGGGAUACAGUUGUAAUUUUAGUCACUCUUCAAGCACAGCGAGAAUAUCCACCUGACAUGCAAUGCAAAGAUAAAUUUCUUGUACAGAGUGCGAGGGUGCCUCCUAAUAUAGACCCGGACGAGAUUCCUCCUGAGACUUUCAACAAGGAUAGUGAAAGAAAGGUGGAAGAAUGCAAGCUUAAGGUUGUUUACACUGCUCCUUUGGCAAAUGGUCCACGAAGCUUAGAAGACCAUUUGCUAUUUCAUUCAUCAAUGUCACGGAGCUCAAGGCAUACUGCUGAUAGUAACUCUAUGCACAGUGUUGGAAGCUCUGAGGAGAGUCAGGCCAUGAUCCACUUGAGGGAGGAAAGAGAUGCUGCUCUUCAGCGACAUAGGAAGUUGCAGCAAGAGCUGGAGAUGCUGAAGAAAAGCCAACUCCAGAGAAGAGCAAGUUUCUCAUUAAAGUUGAUAAUCAUGGUCGGCCUUGUAGGAAUUUUGAUUGGGUAUAUAUUAAGCCUUGCAUGCUCUAUACGUUCUAGUGAAAAAGCACAUGAUGAGCUAUGAAGUCUUUCCAAGUUUCGAAAUCAGCCUACAUGAAAGGGGAGGUAUCAUACAUCCCCCUUAUAUGUUUUUGGUUGCUUAUGGUUCUUCCAUAAUGCAACUUUUUCUUCUUGUGAGCAAAUGGGUUUUUUCUUUUUUUUUUUUUCUCACUGGAUGUAAAUUUGCGUUGUAUUUGAUUGAUAAAUUUGCUUCAUUUAUGUAAGUCAAAUGCCAAAUAACUUCUAUUAUGUAAAGGAAAUAUUUAUGCGACAACAGGCGUCUUCUAUACA